This is a messenger RNA of Crotalus tigris (Tiger rattlesnake), 6354 nucleotides long. RefSeq names its product sodium/hydrogen exchanger 9B2-like. Gene Ontology annotation, cellular component: membrane. The transcript is spliced from 13 exons. Lineage: Eukaryota; Metazoa; Chordata; Lepidosauria; Squamata; Viperidae. Gene Ontology annotation, biological process: proton transmembrane transport. Bases 2468 to 4087 code for a protein of 539 amino acids. Gene Ontology annotation, molecular function: antiporter activity. The record is from RefSeq and is a predicted model, not a curated record.
UUUGGUUUAGAAUGUAUUACAUGAAGCAUCCAGUUUAUAAACCAUGGUUUAUGGCUUAUCCUUAAGUAUGUGAUUUAUUCAGUAAAACAGUUGAGGCAAAUCAUGGUUUUUUUGUAAAACCAAUAACUGAGUUCAACAUCAUUUAUUAAGUGUAGUACAGAUAGAUUGAAGUUCUAGCAUCCAGCUACAAUUACAAGAAUGACAUUCCCAAAGAUAACUGAUUGGCUGUUGCCCAGCAGAUUAAUGAUUAGGUUUACCUUAAAGAGAAGUACAGUUGUGGCCGAAUAUUUAGGGACCAAUAUAUUUCUAUGCAAACUUGUCAAUACCUUCAGUAACAGCAUAGUUACAGUUAAACAUAGUUACACAUGUACCCAUACAAUUACUAUAGCUCACAAUACUGUCAAGAUACUGUGUAUCUGCUCCUGAUUUUCUUAUAGCUAGAAUAAGUCUGUCCACCAAAGUGACUGAUUCAGCUUUUCAUUAUUAUUUUGGCAUCAACAGAGUAUCCCCAGGUGGAAAAAGUUAGGAAGGCAGCCUCACCUAUAAAAUUAAAAGAUGUGUAUACACAUAGACAUGUGUGUGUGUGUACUGUGUGUGUGUGUGUGUGUGUGCACAUCAUUAAAAUAUAAUUUGUUAUUAGCUAAAAGCAAUCCUUUAAUGAUAAAGGAUACUGACUUCUCCCAAGUAAUAUUUGCAAAACAGAGAUAAAAAUGCUCAGAUAGAUUUUUACUGAUCUGCUAUUGUUGCAAUUUUAUGUUGACAUAUUUUCUCUUUUAUUGAAAGCAUAGUUUAAAGCAACAUAUUUGAAAUCUUAAAAAUAUCUGUAUUGCAUUUUGUCAAAUCUACCUUUUUUGUUUGAUAUUUGCUUUUUAGCUGCUUUAUAACAUACCGUAUAAAUAACUGUUUUCAUUAUGGAAUCUUCUACCAUUAUUUAUUUAUUUAUUUAUUUAUUUAUUUAAUUUUAUUUAUAUGCCGCCCAAUCCCAAAGGACUCAGUUACUUAUCUGUAACUCUACAAUAUAUAUAAUAUCAAAUUUAUCAUAAGUGGGGGAGAUUUGAAAAAAAAUUCUGUGUCCAGAAUUUCCCAAGGCCUGCUGGCUUCAGCUGGUUAGAUUAGCAUGCAGAUACUCAAUUUCUUCAUUCUUGGAGUUUCUUUUUUUUUAAAUCCCUAUGAUAUAAAAUUUUAAACAACUGCACCAUGUUGAGGCACAAUUAAGCAAAGGAUUCAAGUUCUUAAAAUGUUUGUGGAAAUAUUUUCCUGUUUUAUGAGUUGAAGAUACUUUGUUCUAAACCUUAUAUGAUAACAGAAAUAUCAUCAGAAGUAGAUUUUAGCUGGCAGAUCUUUCUGUGAUUGUUAUUUAAUACCACAAGCCAACUCUCCAAUCCACUACAUUGUUACAAUUCCAUUCUGCUAUUGGAUAUCACCUCUGCAUCAUCCUCUGCGUGUCAGUCAGCUCUGGAGUUUAGGUUUGAACUACAAGUUACUUGUCAUGCCUUUUACAUUAAAAGCAAAAACUGAACCAUCUGUUUUUGUAGAAGUCUUCACUGAAGCUUCCUUGGUGCAGAUGAACAAGCUGAUGUAUAUUUGCAAAAGUUUUAUUUGCCUUCCAUUGCCUGUCUUUUCAUAUAUUUUUUUAGAAACUUGUGUACUAUAUUUUACAUUAGCUGUAAUUAGCAUAAGUGUGUAUCAAGCAGGCAUGCUCUUCAGGAUAUUAGCUUCAGCCAUUUCUUCCUGACGUGCACACCAAAUAGGAAACACUCUCUUGACUUUGCAUGCUACACAAAGCAGAAUAGUCACUAAUGCUCACUCCAUUGUGUACUUCUACACCUGUUUUAGCACUUGACCUGGUAAAGCAAAUUUCAUUAUCAGUCCAACUAACAAAACCACCUUGUUCUUUGUGAUGAGAUGAAAAGAUUUUUUUCCCCAAUGUAUAAAUAAAAGGAACAAUUCUAGGCUUAGAUAGAUCACUGUUUCUACCAAACAUUAGUAAAUGUGGCAAUAAUUUUAAUAACUAAACUCGCAUUUGGAGAAAUACUUUUGUACUUUUUUGUAAAAAAUCAGAACUAAUAAAGAAACUGCUAAUGAAGAUAAUUCAGUUUCAAGUUGUAAAUGUACAUAAUUGUGUUUUGGGAGUCACACUUUAAUAUAUGGAAAGGAUUGAACGUUAUUUAAUCAAAUCUAUUCUGAACAUUUUCCAGAGUUCAGUGUUAGUCAGCUUGAACAUAUGGAAAUACUCACUACACAGUCAUGGUGCUUGUGACCAUGUCACAUUUUUGCAUCCAUUUCCAGCAUCUUCAUCAAGAAUGUGUUCAUGUGACUAGUGAUUCAGGAUAAGCGGACCCAGAAAUAAUCCUAACAAAAAUAUCAAAUCAGUUGAAAUAAUCCUCAUCUACUAUCCUCAACAGGUUAACCUUUAGAAUUGGCCUUAGGAAGAGUUUUGAUAGACAUCUACCCAAGGUUGAUCAAAAUGGCAGAAGACCCAGUGACAGUGAGUUGGAAACCAACAAUAUUAUCUGCAAAUGCUAGCAAUAAUGUAAUCCCCAUGCAUGGAGCAACUCAGGAUGUUUUGGAUUCUGGAGGCACCAAUAGCAUUGUACAAACAAAAGAAACAGCUCCUUUGAACAGAUGCGAGGAACACGCUCAGGGACCUCUGGCUGAAUUAAAAAGUUCAGGAAGACGAAUAUGUGCUUGUCCUCCUCAAGGCAUCAUUGCCAGAAUAGCAACAAAUGUGGUAGCAAUAGCAUUGAUCUGGGCUGUAUUCUGGUCAAUUACAACCCAUGAAAGUCUUCCUGGUGGGAGCCUCUUUGGAUUUUUAUUCCUCUAUCUUUUUGCUGUAAUUGGUGGUAAAAUUAUGGGCUUAAUCAAAUUUCCUGGCCUGCCUCCACUCCCUCCUCUUUUGGGAAUGUUGCUUGUUGGAUUUCUUCUAAGAAACAUCCCACUGCUCACUGACAUAGUCCUGAUCAAUGUGAAAUGGGGAGCCACCCUGAGAAGUAUUGCUCUCUCAAUCAUCUUGGCCCGGGCUGGCCUUGGCCUUGAUCCAAAGGCUCUGAAAAAACUAAAGGCUGUCUGCUUUAGAUUAAGCUUGGGACCCUGCCUAAUAGAAGCGUGUACUGCAGCAGUCAUAUCUCAUUUUCUUAUGCACCUGCCAUGGCAGUGGGGAUUUAUGCUUGGAUUUGUCUUAGGUGCUGUGUCUCCUGCAGUUGUAGUCCCUUCAAUGUUGGUUUUACAAGCAGGAGGAUAUGGUGUUGAUAAAGGUGUCCCAACUUUGCUAAUGGCUGCAGGAAGUUUUGAUGAUAUUCUGGCUAUCACAGGUUUUAACACCUGCUUAGGGAUAGCAUUCUCUUCAGGUUCCACCCUUGAAAAUGUCCUGCGAGGUGUAUUAGAAGUUGCAGUGGGUAUAGCAGCUGGUGGACUUUUAGGAAUUUUUAUUCGUUACUUUCCAAGCAAGGAUCAGACAUAUCUUGUAUGGAAGAGAGCAUUCUUUAUUAUAGGCUUAUCAAUGCUUGCAAUUUUUGGCAGUAUGUAUUUUGGUUUCCCUGGAUCUGGAGGACUGUGCACAAUUGUCUUGGCAUUCCUGGCUGGAUUAUCAUGGUCUGAUGAGAAAAAAGAGGUAGAAAAAAUUAUUAAGGCUGCAUGGGAGAUUUUCCAACCUUUUCUUUUCGGUUUAAUUGGCGCCGAAAUAUCUGUUGCAUCUCUUGAUCCUCAAACAGUUGGACUUUGCAUUGCCGUACUGGUUGUGGGACUAAUCGCCCGAGUUACAGCCACAUUUAUAUUGGUCUUUUUUGCUGGUUUUGAGCUGAAAGAGAGAAUAUUUAUUGCAUUGGCUUGGAUCCCCAAAGCUACUGUGCAGGCUGCAAUUGGCUCAGUUGCCUUAGAUACAGCACGGGAGCAGGCAGAUAAACAAUUAGAGAAAUAUGGCAUGGAUGUUUUGACAGUUGCUUUCCUGGCAAUCUUAAUCACAGCUCCAAUUGGAGCUCUAAUAAUUGGGCUGGCAGGGCCCAAACUUCUCCACAAGACUUCUGAUACCAACAGAGAAAGUCAUAUAUAUGAAGAAAGAGAAGAAAUAGAAAUACAAGGGCCAGCAUAGGGAGAUAUGAGGUGCAAUCCACAGAUUACCUGAACUGAGACUACUUAUGAACCAUGGUAUUCACAAGUAAGUUACAGAAGUUUAAAGGCCUUUGAGAUACAUUGCAGAUCUUGCAAAUAUAUGUACAUAUUUUUAAGAUGACAUCAGUUGGAGCUGUUUAGAGCAAAUAUUAGCUAUUAGUGGCUUGUAGCUUUUCUUUUUGUGGUUAACAGUUUAUUAGGUGAAAAGAAGAUUAGUGGCUGCUGAAUUAGAGCAUAUUUAAAGUACUGAAGAAUAAAUGAAGCUGUUGAGCUUAAACAUCCCUGGGUUAACAGAAAUAUUUUAGAUGUACUGCCUGGGUGAGAACUAGGGAUUACUGAUAAAGACUUCCACCCCUUUCUCUUGUGGUGGAAAAAUAGUUAGGACUGAGAUACUGCCUGACGUUUCUCUGAAAGACUGGUAGCCUGAAGUCUUCUCUGAGGACUUGGAACUUGGUUGGGAAGAGUGAAUUAGUGUAGUUAAAAGUAGAUUUUAUAUAAAUAGUGUUAUAGAGAAUUGGAAUGUUAAAUGUGUUAAUGGUAUGUACUGUAUGUUGAGUGAGGGAAUAGCAAGAUAGAGCAAAGGAAGGUUGAGGGGGGGGGGCACUGUGGAUUAUAACAGGCAGAGAUAGAUGUGGCAGGAAGCACCAGCUUGACUAUUACAGGAAAAGGGAGACCCGUAUAUUUUUAUGGGUCUCUUCUUCUAAACCAGAUAUUCCAGACCAGAGUCCAGGCAGCUGAACUGUUGGGCAUAUUGGCCUCCAGUUAUUGCUCAAAAAUGGUGAGUUGGUGCAAAAUAAGAUCGCAUUCAUUUUACAAUGUAUUGGUAGAUGAAUGUGCUGACUUGAUGUAAGUUAUUGAAACAUGGAUGGGAAAUAAUGGGAAUGUAGCCCUGUUGCAAAUUUGCUCUGGCAGUUUUCAGACUAUGCAACAGCUAUAGCAAUUGGGCAAAGGAGAAGGGGUUGCUGCAAUGUACAAGACACCUUCGUAGUGAUGAGGAGCACUGUUCCAGAUGUCACUGGAUAAGAAUGUCUUAAAGGGUAUUGAGUUACAGAGAGUCCUCCAUGAAUUUCUGAAUGUCAUCUUAAAGAUAAUGUUGGGCCAUCCCAAGAUUGAGUGUUUGAGGAGACUUUGAUCUUCCUGCCUUGGAAGAGAGUUCAUGUGUUCCAUGAGUUUAUAACCUUGGGCCUGCCCUGAAUAAUCCAUGCCAACAGACAAAAGCAAACACCCAUUAUACCUGAUUUAUACUUGGAGCAAAUAUGACAAAACUGGAAAUGGAGGACAUUGAUACCUAUCAUCUGCUAUGAUUAGUUCACUUCCUCUUCAGAUUCAUAGACAACCAAGGCUUCCAUAUGAAUAUUGAAUCCUUUCAAUUGGUAUUCUCCAGGACUUGGAUGAAUUCCAGUGGACUUCAGAGGACAAUCUGAUGAAUUAUUCUGUUUUGUGUCUGGUUUACUUAUGGAUCCAGCUGCUUCUGACAACUGGGGGGGGGGUUGUACUAAUAUUUUAUAUGUUCCUUUUUAUGUCCUGCUCUAUUUUACAUUGUCCAGUAUAUACAUACUGAAGUGGGGCUACAAAAAAAUUAAAAUAAAUAGAAAAAAUUACGAAUUUUAUUGAAUAAACAUCCAAAUAUGCCUUUAUCCUUCUAGAAAAGACAAGAAUAAACACACUGAAUGGUUCCAUACAUUUUUCGAAUGAUUCUAUACUAUCCUAGAAUUGAUAAUUUUUCCUAACAUAUAAAACAAAGUAGCUUAAUGAACAAAUAUGUAAUUAUGGCUUUCAGCCAGUUAAAUGAGCCUUACCAUGCUACUCUUAUGUUCACACAAUGCAACUGAGUUGCUUUACUAUUAGGCAAAUAUAUACAGCACAGCAGGGGUCUCCAAUCCCUGGGUCAGGCCCACUAUCGGACCUUGAGCCUUUCGGAACUGGGCCAGAGAAUUGGCUCUUGUGCGCACCCUCACUUGCGCAAGCAGCAGGUGAGCACAUGUGUGUGCAUUUGCCCGCCGCUCUUGCAGAGCCAUCCCCUCUCCCCUUGCCGCCUGUCCACAAAGCCAGAAAGGUUGCGGAACUCUACAGCAAUGAAGAUUUAAUGAAUUGAUUCUUUCAAAAUCUUUGUAAAUUUUCCUACUUGCAUACAUACAGUCUUAGAAGGACUCUCUCUCGAAUUAUUCCCUUUUGUUUUUAAUAUUUGCUUGUAUUAAAAAAUAAACUUUAAAAAAUGCUGCCUCAUGGAUCCAAGGUGCCUUGGUA